Messenger RNA from Microthlaspi erraticum, 1857 nucleotides. NCBI's taxonomy places the organism in Eukaryota, Viridiplantae, Streptophyta, Magnoliopsida, Brassicales, Brassicaceae. The record is from the annotation of a GenBank genome assembly.
AUGGCGUCUCUCUCCUUCACCCAAUUCCUAUCAUUUCCCAGAUGCAAUGCAGAUGUUCCUUGUCUCCACUCACUAGGUUUUGUCAAGUUUCAAGGUGGAAGAUUGAAUGGGAAACAAAGCUUUUUCAUGGCCGCUGGUAGGAAAAAGUUAUCAGAGUCUGCACCUCUUGGAGAAGACGAAGAGAACAUUGCAAACGGAGCUGUUGGAGGAAAGAAACCACCCAAAAUCCCUAAGAAAACUGGUCCUCGAACAACGAAGAAGAAAGUUGUAUCAAAGGACGAACCUUUAGAAGAAAGCUCUCAACUUUUGGACAAUGAAAGCGACACAAAGAAAGCAAGUGAGCCACGGAAAACUAGAAAGAAAGCUGUAGCAGCAGCUUCUGCUGAUGUGGAGGAAGGAAAAACCGAGAAGAAAGUGAGAAAGAAGAGGACUACUCCUAAAAAAGACAAAGAAAUGGAGGAUGGUUUAGGUACUACUGCUACAUAUGAUGAGGUUAGUGAUGUUGAGGAAGCAUUGGCUGUUGAAAGCACUGAUGCGGAGAGUGAAGGAGAAGAGAUUGAUCUGAGCAAACAUGAGAGUGAAGAUAUUAGCCAAUCAUACGGAUGGCCUCCUCUUGUGUGUUGUUUUGGAUCUUCACAACAUGCUUUUGUUCCAUCGGGAAGGCCAGCGAACAGGCUUUUAGACUACGAGCGACAGGAACGGAUGAGAGAUGCAGAGUGGAGCCCAGAGAAGUAUAUCCGAGCUCCUGGAGGAUGUGCAGGAGGUGUUGCUAUCGCUCUUGCAAGCUUAGGUGGUAAAGUUGCUUUCAUGGGGAAACUCGGUGAUGAUGACUUUGGCCAAGCCAUGUUGUAUUACCUGAAUGUGUGCAACGUGCAAACGAGAUCGGUUAAGGUUGAUGGUAAAAGGGUCACUGCGUGUUCUACUAUGAAGAUUAGCAAGAGAGGUCGCUUGAAGUCGACUUGUGUCAAGCCCUGUGCAGAGGAUUCACUUUCCAAAUCUGAAAUCAAUGUUGAUGUGCUCAAAGAGGCGAAAAUGUUCUACUUCAGUACACACUCUCUGCUUGAUAAGAAGAUGAUGUCAACUACAUUACAAGCCAUCAAGAUAUCAAAGCAACUAGGGAAUGUGAUUUUUUAUGACUUGAACCUCCCUUUGCCGCUAUGGCAGUCCAGUGAAGAGACCAAGAGUUUCAUUCAAGAAGUGUGGGAUCUUGCGGAUAUAAUCGAAGUCACGAAACAGGAACUUGAAUUCUUGUGUGGAAUCGAGCCGAGUGAAGAGUUCGAUACAAGAAACAACGACAUCAGUAAGUUUGUCCACUACGAGCCGGAGACAGUGGAGCCGCUUUGGCAUGAGAAUCUCAAGGUUUUGUUUGUGACGAAUGGCACUUCCAAGAUCCAUUACUAUACCAAAGAGCACAAUGGCGCUGUUCUUGGAAUGGAGGAUGCUCCCAUUACUCCUUUUACUAGGGAUAUGUCAGCAUCUGGAGAUGGCAUUGUUGCAGGUCUAAUAAGAAUGCUUACGGUUCAGCCAGAUCUUAUGAACGAUAAAGGGUACCUGGAACGCACAGCAAGAUAUGCAAUUGAGUGUGGAGUUAUUGAUCAAUGGUUGCUGGCACGAAGCAGAGGAUAUCCUCCAAAAGAUGACAUGGAAGACGAAGAGCAAGAUGAUGAUGAUGAAGAAGAAGAAGAUGGAGUGGAGUCAGAUCCAGACGGUAUAAGAUCGAUAACAGAGAAGGAAUACAAAACCUCGAAGCCUUACGAUGAACCAGAUGGUCCAUACGUUAUGAAACCAGUAGAGGAGAGAGAAUACCGGAAGCUAGAGCUUGUUGGCUCAAUGGGUGAAGAUGAUGACAGUUCUUGA